AUGACGCCAACACAGCCCGUCCUCGCCGCUCGUGACGACGACAGAAGCGUGUCGCCGCUGUCGCUCCUCGACUCGAAACUCUGGCCAUGCCUCUCUUUACUCUCGCUCGACUCGUCAGACGAUGAACAAUCGAUCACCAGUACCGUCAGCGACGACUCGGAUUCGACGGCCCCGUCCUCCGACACCUGUUGCGCUCCCUGCUGCACAGCCGCCGAAUCGAAACCUCCCAUCACAUCCAUCGAGCCAGAACACUUCUCGCCGCUCAUCGUGAUCGGUGCCGGACCUCACGCCCUGGCUCUCGCCGCACGGCUCAACGAACCGCGCCCCGCAGCCCUGUAUACCGACCUCGAACACGCUCGCCUGAGCUGGCUGCAACGCGAGGCGACGACGUCGGCGAGACGCCGACAGACCGUCAAGGGACAUUGGCAGGCUCGCAAGCUCGUCGAGCCGGCGUCGAGAACUCUCGCACCAGCCGCUCAGGCGAUCCAAGUCCUGGAUUCGUCUGGCGACACCUGGAUGCGCCGCUGGGACUUGUACUUCGACGGGCUCAAGAUCAAGCACCUCCGCAGCCCAAUGUUGUUCCACCCAAGCCCGGCGGACGUCGAUGCGCUUGUUGCGUAUGCGAGCAGGACGAGCAGGGAGGACGAGUUGAAGCCGAUCAAGGGAGUCGUCGGGCGCGAGUUCAGCAAGUAUCAGCGGAAGAAGAGGCCUACUCGGAUUGGCCGCGCAGCUCUCGCCAACGAGCGGGAGAGACAGGAUUACUGGCGACCUUCGACUCCGCUCUUCCACUCCUUCAUCCAAGACGACCUCGUCAACCGCUACGACGUCGCCUCGCUCGUCAUCCACACGACCGUCACCUCGCUCUCGUACGGCCCGAUACACGUGCCCGGCGAAGAACCUCAGGAAGGUUUCGUCGUUCGCUCGGUCCGACCAGAUGGGAUAGUUGAAGUACGAGGCGCCAGCGCUGUCGUCAUGGCAAUCGGGCCGUCUAGCAAACCUUUCAUCCCGCCCGUCCUUCGUAUUGCCCUUCCGCCUCCGCACCCUCCCGUCCGUCCUACCGAUGCUGCCAUACCUUGGCGAAAAGACGACGUCUGCGGCCGUGCCUGGUGUCACUCCUCGGCUUUCGCGUUGCCUGGGUGUCGCCCGCUUGACGGCGAGUUGGGCGAGAGGGUCAGGACGGGCGAGAGGACGCAUGUUGUCGUUGUGGGAGGCGGCCUCACUUCCGCCCAAAUCGUCGACUCGCUCCUCUCGCAAGGCGUCUCCUUCGUCACGCUCGUAUGCCGCUCACGCAUCAAGACCAAGCACUUUGACUUUGACCUCUCGUGGGUCAGCAAAUACGCCAACGUCGAGAAGAUGGCUUUUUGGCAGGAGGAGGAUCCGGCGUUGCGGUUCGAAAUGAUCCGGCAGGCGAGGGACGGGGGCAGCGUUAACCCGCAGUUUGCUCGGGCGCUGCAGAAGUGGGAGAAGGAGGAUCGGCUGGAGGUUAAGACCUUGACGGAGGUGACGAAGGCGGCGUUCGACGCGGAGCAGGGCAAGUGGACGCUCAAGCUGGCGACGAAGACCGCCGACCCUGUCCUCAACUCGCCGUCCGCCUCAGCAACGACGCUCAGCGACAUCGACUACCUCGUCUGUUCGACCGGCAGCAAGCUCGCCAUCGACAAGGUCGACUUCCUCCAGCCCAUCCUCGCCUCGCACCCCGUCGAAACCGUCAAUGGCCUCCCUGUCUUGACGAAGGACUUGCAGUGGCGUGCGGACGUGCCGCUCUUCGUCAUGGGCGCAUACUCGAUGCUUGAGCUCGGCCCAGAUGCUCUUAACCUCUCUGGCACCCGCGCAGGGGCCGAACGUAUUGCCCACCGCCUCGCAGAACUCGACAUGUUCGACUCUAGCGACGGGAUCUCUUCCGACUCGAAGGCCGGUAGUCAGCGAGUCGACAGCGGAGGCACGAGCUUCAGCUGGACGAAGUUUGCGGCGCAGAAGCGAGCGCGGUCAGCGGGUGAGGGGAACUUCUUCGAGGGACUGUCGGAAGCUGAGGCGUGA
Molecule: messenger RNA, 2037 nt
Organism: Rhodotorula toruloides NP11
Lineage: Eukaryota; Fungi; Basidiomycota; Microbotryomycetes; Sporidiobolales; Sporidiobolaceae
Product: FAD binding domain protein
Exons: 4
Coding region: 1-2037 (678 amino acids)
Source: RefSeq, a predicted model, not a curated record